AUGCCACUUCCCACUCUUCCAUUCGAUGUUGUGGUAGAAAUUCUCUCUAGGCUUCCUGUGAAGAUCCUCAUGCAACUACAAUGCGUCUGCAAAUCCUGGAAAUCUCUAAUCUCUGAUCCCAAAUUCGCCAAGAAGCACCUUCGCCACGCGAGUCAGAGCCUCGUCUUAACCGUCGGGGAACUCGAUUUCGUCGUCAUAGCUAACCCGCUCUCCUCCGUUUUCACAGAAGCGACCACCACAACCAUACAGGUAGACUACCCUGUAAAAGAUAAAGACGAUUCCGCUGCCAUUGUUGGCUCUUGUCACGGCAUCCUCUGCCUCAGCUUCUGUUCACAACCAAUGAAGGUUGUUGUCGUUUGUUAUCCACAUACUCUUGUUCAGGGUCCUGUUAGCAAUUGCAGAAAUCUAGUAAAAGUUCAUACUCUGGGAACCACUUCUUGGAGAACAAUUCAGGACUUCCCUCCUAAUACUCUCAUUUUGAAUGAAUCAGGAAAAUUCCUUAGGGGAGCUAUUAAUUGGUUAGCAUAUAGACAGAGGCAUUCUUCAUGUUGGGUCAUUAUGUCUCUUGAUUUGGAGAAAGAAUUUCACAGAGAGAUACCACAGCCUGAUUAUGGAGGGAUAAAUGUGCUUAGUUUAAACAUAGGGGUGUUGAGGGAUUGCUUAUGCAUAUUUUCUAAUGCUGAUACGUUUUCAGAUGUUUGGCUUAUGAAAGAGUAUGGAAAUAAAGAUUCUUGGACUAAAUUGUUCCGUCUUCCUCACACCAGAAAUCUUGGUUCUUGGCCUCUUGUUUAUGCACUUUAUGUUUCUAACGAUGAUCAAGUGCUAUUUGAUAUUGAGCGAGAAGAGUUGGUUGUUUACAAUUCUAGAGAUGGUACUUUUAAGGAUCCCGGUAUUCAAAUCAUAGACAAAUGGAUGGAAUCAGAAGUCUACCAUGAGAGUUUGAUAUCACCUUGCUUUUAAAUACUAACAUGUAUGUUAUGCUACUUGUGUAUCAAGAGUCCAUCUACUGGAUUCUUCAACUCCCUCAUUGCAACUUUUACGUUGAUUUUCAUUUGUGCUAUGUUUACUGCUCCCUUCAUGGUUUAUGCUUAGUUAUUGGUAGAUGGAAUUUGCAGCUUGAGAGAUUGCUAUGUUUGGUUUUUUGGUUUAUUUGUUAGUUAGACUUUUUCUGUUUGUUCUUCUUCUGUGCAUUUCAUUAUAUGGUUUCUGAUUUGGUUCUCUAAGAUUGGAGUCAAUUGUUAUGCCUAGUAGAGUUGGAAGAUCAAAUCUUGGAUAUGGCAGUGGCAGCCGAAGUUCUAUUUCUGGUCAAGAAUCACACGGGAUGUAUAGCAGUCGGCAGGGAACAGGUUAUGGUGGAGGAUCUUAUGGUGGCAGUGAUGUUGGAGGCAUGUACUCGUCAAGUUAUGGUGGUGAUUACGUUUCUCGUGGAAGUGAUGUUGGCGGCAGCUCAUAUUCGUCAAUGUAUUCUGGCAGAGGUGCCGGCGGCGGUAGCAGUUACAUGGGCAGCGGUGGAUCUGCAC
This is a messenger RNA of Lathyrus oleraceus (garden pea), 1520 nucleotides long. RefSeq names its product F-box/kelch-repeat protein At3g23880. Lineage: Eukaryota; Viridiplantae; Streptophyta; Magnoliopsida; Fabales; Fabaceae. The record is from RefSeq and is a predicted model, not a curated record. The coding region runs from base 1 to 960 and encodes 319 amino acids. The transcript is spliced from 4 exons. Gene Ontology annotation, molecular function: protein binding.